Molecule: messenger RNA, 837 nt
Organism: Coregonus clupeaformis (lake whitefish)
Lineage: Eukaryota; Metazoa; Chordata; Actinopteri; Salmoniformes; Salmonidae
Product: complement C1q-like protein 4
Exons: 2
Coding region: 55-696 (213 amino acids)
Molecular function (GO): protein binding
Source: RefSeq, a predicted model, not a curated record
AUCCACAUCCUAGCUGUAUAAAGAGGCAGAGAAAACUCCGGAAUACAGAGAGAAAUGAAGACUACUGCGUGUCUGUUGGUAUCACUGUGCUGCUGCAGCCUGUCUGCGGCGGGAGAAGAGACUGAAUCCCAGACAUCACAGGACUCAUGCUACCCUGACUUGUGCAAGCUGCUGAAAGACUUCGGUGUCAUGGAGGAGAAACUGCGAACCACGGUGGAAAAACUGGGAGUCAUGGAAACCCAGCUAAAAGUUAGCGAGAAUCAACUCGAGGAACUGAAAAAUCACGAGAGAGCGAAGGUGAUCUUUUCGGCUGCCCUGGGCGGGAACGGGCACACCGGGCCAUUCGACCAUGACACUACCCUGAUCUACAAAGAAGUCAUCACUAACAUCGGCAGUGCCUACAAUCCAAGUACAGGUGUAUUUGCUGCCCCUGUUGCAGGGGUCUACUACUUCAGCUUCUUCUACCAUGCGGGAGGAGAUCAUGCCCAUUACAUUUCCUUGUUCAGGAAUGGACAGCGCAUGGCCAGUUCCUCUGAUCACCAGUGUAGCAGUGAUGGAGCUGACAACGGGGGGAACGCAGUCACUCUACAGCUGGAGGUGGGGGACCAGGUCUUCCUACGCUUAAUGGCUAACGCACACGUGUGGGACUCUGUAAACGUCACUACCUUCAGUGGGUUCCUGCUCAGCUAUGUGUGAUGAAAUACGUUGGUAGCGCUGUCCUCUGCUUUCUACUUUUGGUGAUAUUAUUAUUGCGAAAAGCUGAUCUUUCUCACAUACUGUAAAUCCUGUAUCCUAAUUCAUAAUGUAAUCUAUAUAUCCAUCAUAAUGUAAUCUAUA